UGUGGCCAGAUAUUCUCUCCUUCGUUCGCUCCCUUUCUCGCGUUGCCGCGUGUGCCGUUAUUGCGUCGUUGCCAAGACAAUUGCUGAGUUCUCGCCUUUGUCAGCUGGAGUAAUUGGAAUGUCUGGUUCAAGGAAGGAGUUUGAUGUGAAGCAGAUUUUACGAAUUCGAUGGCGGUGGUUCGGCCACCCGACUUCCCCUCCGCCCCAUAGCCAGGCACUUGGUGACUUCUUCAGCGGCAGGGGGACAGGGUGCACGGCAGAUAGCCCCUCUGUGAGCGGGUGUGCAAGCAAUAACAAUGCAAGCGCCAAUAUCAGCAGCAGUACAUGCAGUAGCAACAACAGAAAGUUUUUGGAGUCGGCAAGCCAUGCCUCGUCCUUAUCGGCCUCGGUAUCGGUUUGUCCCCGAUCGUUUAGCCAACAGGACUGUCGGAGUCCACCGGCGCUACCCUGGGUCCCUACCUCACACCCGCCGGAGGUCCAAGAGCUGACAAGCGAAGGGGGCGCGCCGUCACAGCAGAAAAAUUCGGAAGGACCUGAAGCCGAGGAACUCGGUCAAGAGGGGCAUAACGUCGAUUCCGACACAAGCUCUUGCAGGACCUCGAACAGCAGCCUGACCCUGUCCUCAUGUAACACCAUGGAGCCGUGCGGCCCUGAGGAGGUGUUCCAGGCGCUGAGCCACGCCGAGCACACCUUCCGCAGGAUGGAGAGCUACCUGAGACACAAGCAGCUGUGCGACGUGGUGCUGCUAGCAGGAGAGCGCAGGAUCCCAGCACACAGACUCGUCCUGUCCUCGGUCUCGGACUACUUUGCCGCCAUGUUCACCAGCGACGUGAGAGAGGCCAAGCAGGAGGAAGUGAAGAUGGAGGGGGUGGACCCAGAUGCAUUGUGGGCACUGGUGCAGUACGCUUACACAGGGCGGUUGGAGCUGCGGGAGGACACCAUAGAGAGCCUGCUGUCGGCCUCCUGCCUGCUGCAGCUGUCGGCCGUGGUGCACGCCUGCUGCGGCUUCCUCAUCAAGCAGCUGCACCCGUCCAACUGCCUGGGCAUCCGCUCCUUCGGCGACGCGCAGGGCUGCCUGGACCUGCACCGCGUGGCACACAACUACACCAUGGAGCAUUUCCUGGAAGUCAUUCGGAACCAGGAGUUCCUGCUGCUACCGCCCGGUGAGAUCCAGAAGCUUCUGUCGUCAGACGACAUGAACGUGCCGGACGAGGAGACGGUGCUGGACGCCCUGCUGGGCUGGGUGCAGCACGACAGCCCCGCACGCCAGCAGCACCUGCCCCCCCUGCUGGCACACAUCCGCCUGCCCCUGCUGGCUCCACAGUUCCUGGCGGACAUGGAGUCGAACCUGCUCCUGCGGGAGAGCGUGGAGUGCCAGCGCCUGGUGAUGGAGGCCAUGAAGUACCACCUGCUGCCCGAGCGCCGGCCCCAGCUCCAGAGCCCCCGCACCCGGCCCCGCAAGGCCACCGUGGGGGCGCUGUUCGCCGUGGGGGGCAUGGACGCCACCAAAGGGGCGACGAGCAUCGAGCAGUACUGCCUGCGCAGGGACUCGUGGAAGCAGGUGGCGGUGAUGAGCGGGCGGAGGCUGCAGUUCGGCGUGGCCGUGCUGGAGGACCGGCUGUACGUGGUGGGCGGGCGGGACGGGCUGAAGACCCUCAACACGGUGGAGUGCUACAACCCCCGCAGCAGGAGCUGGAGCGUCAUGCCCUCCAUGUCCACCCACCGACACGGCCUGGGAGUGGCAGUGUUGGAGGGGCCCAUGUACGCGGUGGGUGGGCAUGAUGGCUGGAGCUACCUGAGCACGGUGGAGCGCUGGGACCCUCAGGCGCGGCAGUGGAGCUUCGUGGCGAGCAUGGCGACCCCGCGCAGCACCGUGGGCGUGGCCGUGCUCAACGGCAAGCUGUACGCGGUUGGGGGGCGGGACGGCAGCUCCUGUCUGAAGUCGGUGGAGUGCUUCGACCCGCACACCAACAAGUGGAGCGCCUGCGCCCAGAUGGCCAAGCGCAGGGGCGGGGUGGGCGUGGCCACCUGGAACGGCUUCCUGUACGCCAUCGGGGGCCACGACGCUCCCGCCUCCAGCCUGGCGUCACGCCUGUCGGACUGCGUGGAGAGGUACGACCCCAAAACAGACGCUUGGACGGCCGUGGCCCCCAUGAGCAUCAGCCGGGACGCGGUGGGCGUUUGCCUCCUGGGGGACCGGCUCUACGCCGUGGGGGGGUAUGACGGACAGGUCUACCUCAACACCGUGGAGGCCUACGACCCUCAGACCAACGAGUGGACGCAGGUGGCGCCAUUGUGCCUGGGCAGGGCGGGGGCCUGUGUGGUGGCGGUGAAGCUGUAGCCUCCUGCAGGGCUUCCUGUGCUCCAGACGGAAACUGCCCCCAAGCUUCAACAUGGCGGGUCCUCAGCCCCUCUGUCGAAAGAGAGAGAACGGGGGUGUUGUGUUUUGCAUUCCAGAGACAUUUUCUCCCUGUACGAUUGUGCCCUGCCCACCCCCCCAACCCCCGUCUCCAAUUUCCAACAGAAAAUGGGGGUCUAAAUUUUGGUAGGGGUUUGGUAACAGUCUCCAUUGAUACAGUUGUUAAAAAAAACAAAAAACACAGCCAGCAGUUGGGUUAUCCAAACUGAAAUUGCGGUGGGUUUAAGAGCGCAUUACCCCAGUGGGUUUAAGAGCGCAUUACACUAGUGGGUUUAAGAGCGCAUUACACUAGUGGGUUUAAGAGCGCAUUACACUAGUGGGUUUAAGAGCGCAUUACACCAGUGGGUUUAAGAGCGCAUUACACCAGUGGGUUUAAGAGCGCAUUACACCAGUGGGUUUAAGAGCGCAUUACCCCAGUGGGUUUAAGAGCGCAUUACACUAGUGGGUUUAAGAGCGCUUUACACCAGUGGGUUUAAGAGCGCAUUACACCAGUGGGUUUAAGAGCGCAUUACACCAGUGGGUUUAAGAGCGCAUUACCCCAGUGGGUUUAAGAGCGCAUUACACUAGUGGGUUUAAGAGUGCAUUACCCCAGUGGGUUUAAGAGCGCAUUACCCCAGUGGGUUUAAGAGCGCAUUACACUAGUGGGUUUAAGAGCGCAUUACCCCAGUGGGUUUAAAAGCGCAUUACACCAGUGGGUUUAAGAGCGCAUUACACCAGUGGGUUUAAGAGUGCAUUACCCCAGUGGGUUUAAGAGCGUGUUGCCCCAGUGGGUUUAAGAGCGCAUUACACCAGUGGGUUUAAGAGCAUGUUGCCCCAGUGGUACACCACCCACCCCUCCCCUGGAUGUAUUAACUGUUACAGAGAUACAAACACAAAAAGCACAUACACUACCUUCAGCCAAGAUGGCGCAUUGAAAAUUAUUUCCAGCCAAUCUCUGCAGCUAAUUCGUGAUAUUUUUCUCCCACUGUGUCCAGGGACUAGCUGGGUCAUUUUCAUUUCUGAGAGUUAUGAGUGUUAAUGAUUUUGUGAAAAAAGACCAGUAGAGGUGAGAUGGUCCAUCUGUCCUUGGGUCACUUAGCCUCUGUGUUUAGCACUAAGAUGCACGGGCGACUGCUGUGAUCCGUGUGCAGGACCAAGCUGGACUUAACCACGGGCUACAGGCUGCACACAUCCUGUGGUUGCAUUUUCCUUUGUUUACAGGUGUUUGUUUUAUUGAUGGUGCUGUUUAAAGGUGUGAAAUGACCGUGUCCCUGUUUCUGAAGUGAUGUACAGGGUGCUGUUUGUGCCUGUAAACAAACUUUCAUCCAUGUGAGGCCCCAGCAUGCAUGUGCCAUUGUCAUGCGCCCCCUGCAGUUUCACUACUUCCCAGCUAACACAGAGUGUUCCCACAACGCUACUGGAAUGUUAUGUGAGUGUUAUAUCAUUCCCACUACACGGCAGCAACAUUGUGAGGAUGUUAGCUGGGCUACCAAACGAUACUGUGGGAGACCAUGCAGAGCAGUCGGCCCACUCCAGCAGACCUGGCUGUGUUGGACAAACUGUAUUUGUGAUGGGCCCUGGUCUGCCAUUGGUAGUUGGCAACACUUCUCACCAAUGAGCAGCGUUGUAAGAAUAUGGAGCAAGUGCAAAGAUGAACCAAAAAAUGCUUUUGCAAUUUCUGCUGUUUGUACAGUACAACUCAUUUGUAAGCACCGCAAACCCAAAAUUGAGUGAUUCUAAAAAGUAAGAUGUAUCGUUCCUACUCAAAUGUUGUUGUUUUUUAAAUUACUUCUUAAAAAUAAAAAAUUCUAAUUCAAAUAUUCAAGGAAUGUUUAUUCAAUUUUCCUUGCUUUGUAGCAUAUUAGUUGGAAAUCUGAAUAAUUUUGUUGUGUGAUUUGUGCCCCAGUGCAAAAUGACAAAGUGACACAAGUGAAAGAGAUCGUUGAAAAGUUCCGUUGGCAACAGUAUGCCAGGCCCUGCAUUAAGAAUGGCUUAGCGUGGUAGAAGCAUUAUUUUUAUGUUUCAGUUUGUGUGGACCUCACCGUCAGGUGACCUAUGUUCGGAUACAGUAUUGCAUUGUGGUUUCUGGACUAGAAAUGAUCCUUUCUAAGAUUAUCAUUUCCCUUUAUAGUUCUGUAACUAAUGUACUUUGCUUUUUGAUACUAUGUUGCUAAAACAUGCCUGUAAUUUAUUCGUUCGUUUCUUUACACAACUUUGCUCAUUCCAUUAAUCUGAAAGUACUCUGCCUCUGAUAAUAUAUUGCUUCGUAGAAUAAAUUCAUAAGCGGCUUGACAUUAGAGGGUUUAGGUUCAUGUUGAGCCCACAGUAACAGUUUAAUCUACGCACUGCUGAAGUUCAUUAAGGUGGUGUCUGUAUGUUGACUACUUGAAAAAUCAGUAUUCGCUCAUUUAGCGCUUUUGGUGCCGCUAGGAGCCUAGUUAUAAUGUGUAAAGUCUGCAAAAAAAAAAACUGCAGUGCUCCCGUAAUGGUACUUAGCCGCCUGUGGAAAAUAACAAACGGCGUUUUGGUCCUCAGCACAAUCAAACGGAAGGAAAUAAAGUCCGGCGUUACUUCCCAAAGUGUCAUCGUGAGGCUACUCUUAAUUUUUUCCGUGGACAGGCCGAUAAUUACGAGGGCUCGACCUGAAAUGAACAACCGCGCCGGUUCUAGUGUUCCCACCAGCUGUGCAAUAAAAACGCGUUCACUACCUUUAAUAGAAGGCCCGCUGGUGAAAUGUUUAAGUAUAAUAUGCUUUAUAUAUCGCGUACUUACCUGCAUUGAUUUAGUUUAUCCAAGCUAAUCGUCUUUCCAUCGAUGAUGCGAGCCAGCCUCUAUACCAGCCUGAGAAUUUGAGCUGGAGAAAUGAAAAAAUCUGAAAGCCUCUGGCAGGUUAUUAUUAUCUUUUGCCAGGUUUUUUCUGAAGUAAUCAGAAACUUUAAAAACUUCUGUUCUUUGUACAGAGCACUAUUGGCUAAUUUCAUUGUAAUGAUUUCAGCUUGGUUUCCCUCAUUCAUAUUGGAGGAAGGUAGAAUGGUUGUACAUUACAUUACAGGCAUUUAGCAGACACUCUCAUCCAGAGCAACUUAACCCAGCCUUUUGCAUUUUUACAUUGUAUCCAUUCAUACAGCUGGAUAUAUACAGUACUGAAGCAAUGCAGGUUAAGUACCUUAUACAAGGGCACAACAGCAAUGUUGUGAGUGGGAAUUGGACCUGCAACCUUUAGGUUACAAGCUUCAGGCGUUGCAAUUUUUCAAGAAAUGGUUGAGAACAUACCUGCCCAUGAACAAGUUUGAGUCAGAAGUCCCUUUUGAGUUCUGACUCCUGACUCUCGAAUAGCUUUGGUGUUCAUGCGUGAAGUGAAUCGACUGUCAAAUCUCUGGGUAAAGCUGUCUAAUGCUACUUCCUUAUUUUUCAUUGUGGUUCAUUCUACCAACAUUUUGCUUGCUUUGAUGCUGAGAAAAAUGAUUGAAAUGAAUUUUAAUAGUGGGACCAGACUGCCAUGCUUAUUUGAAUUUUUUUAAAUGAAUGAAUUUAAUAUGAAAUGUAAGUGGAUUUAUCCUAUGAUUUCAUUUGGGUGCUGUUAAUAAUUGAAUGUACAAAUUGUCCUGAAAUGUUAAUGUAAAUGUGUGGACUGUCUUGAAUGUGCAAAAUACACAUGAAUUGUUUGUUGCCUUA
Conger conger (European conger) is the source of this 6073-nucleotide messenger RNA. It is a transcript of the gene klhl5, whose product is annotated as kelch-like family member 5. Bases 119 to 2341 code for a protein of 740 amino acids. The record is from RefSeq and is a predicted model, not a curated record. The transcript is spliced from 11 exons. Gene Ontology annotation, molecular function: protein binding. NCBI's taxonomy places the organism in Eukaryota, Metazoa, Chordata, Actinopteri, Anguilliformes, Congridae.